Populus nigra (black poplar) is the source of this 3262-nucleotide messenger RNA. Its product is annotated as guanine nucleotide exchange factor SPIKE 1-like. The transcript is spliced from 2 exons. Bases 2123 to 2500 code for a protein of 125 amino acids. Gene Ontology annotation, biological process: positive regulation of GTPase activity; small GTPase-mediated signal transduction. NCBI's taxonomy places the organism in Eukaryota, Viridiplantae, Streptophyta, Magnoliopsida, Malpighiales, Salicaceae. The record is from RefSeq and is a predicted model, not a curated record. Gene Ontology annotation, molecular function: guanyl-nucleotide exchange factor activity.
AUUUGUUUUGGUUCGAGGCAUAAACAGCUGACUAUGAUUCUAAUUUAUUGUGCUACUAGGUGCCCAAUAUAAUAGGUGAACUGUAAUUGUUUUCUCGAGAAUCAAGAGAAUGAAAAGGAGGAACGAGAAGUAGGGUUUAGAGUGGGAUAAUAAAAGAGUAAUAUAAUAAUAGAAGCAGGAAUGAAGAGGUGGAUGUAAAAAGAGCAGGCGCACUAGUUACAUUAUAGUGUUUCUUCAUUUUCGUGGGACUAACCUUGUUACCUCUGAAGGCCUUUUUCUAUGCUUUUUAGUUCUUACACUUCAAACAUGCUUAAUCAAUUGUACAUUCAUGGAACAUAUUUUUCAAUCAUCUAUGCAAUCCUUUAUAAGUUGCCGAUGAGUGGUGCUUAUUUAAUUUUGUUUUUGAAUAACAUAGUUUUCCCUCUUUCUGAAUAGGUGCGCUUGAGUGAGAGAGAGAAGCAGAAAAUGCAGAUCUGGUCUCUUAUUAUGCCUUACAAAGAAUCCUUUGCCUGGGCUAUUGUUCCGUUAUUUGAUAACAGUAUUGCUGUAAUUUCUAGGGGAAGCAGCCCUCUUGCUCCAAGUGUAUCUGGCUCAAGCUCCCAUGACGGUGUUUUUGAGCCUGCAGCAAAGAUCACAUUGGAUGGAAAGUUGGGCUAUUCAAGUGGAAUCUCUGUUGUGGUUGAAAUAUCAAAUUUAAAUAAAGUUAAGGAAAGCGAUACCUGGGACUCGCUUCAGGUGUGGUUGAGAUGUAAUUCAUUUAUAUUGAUUUCUUUCACUUUAUCUUUGUAUAAAUUAUUUAUGAACACUCUCUCGCUUCAGGUGCCUAUAAACGUUCUUUCCGGUAAAUAUACCACUUCAUUUGUAGUGUUCUCUCAUAUCUUUCAUCUCCAGUAUCUCUAAGGAACCUAGUUGUGCCUGUUUUCUGUAGUAUUCGUGUUUCUUUUACCCUUAACCAGUGCAAAUGUUUGAAUUUGUUCGUAUUUGAUUCUUGUUGUAUUCAAUAUUUUUUGAUUGAUUUACAUUUUUGCUGCUUCUCUUCCAUGUGCUUCUAUAUUUAAAAAAAAAAAAAUUGCUGCUUAUUUUCCAUAUUAAGCUCAAAGUUGAGACAAAGAAGAAAAGAGCAUUAGAGUGACACAUCAUUAACACAUAAAUAAUAGGGGAAGGGUUGUAAAAUUUUCUAGAGAAUGUAGGUGUUGUGCUAUUUUGCUUGUGAUCUUGAAUACUUGUAUGAUGCGGAGCUGUAGAAUAUGUGGAUAACAUUCCCAUUCAAAGCAUUUCUUAUAAUAAAUAAUGGCUUUCCUAGCUUUCCAACUGUGUACUACCUUGGGGUGGGGGGGUUGGUGUUUGGGGAAUGUUUUUAGACAUUGCUAUUUUUUGAAGAUCAUCUUGUUCCUUUUGUCUAUCGAAAUAUUCAGUAGGAUUGUAAGGCUCAUUCUCUUUCGAGUUCUCUCUUUUUAGGAUGCUAUAUCCUUGUUCUAUUAUGUCCUUUUCUCUGUUCUAACAAAUCAUUCGUAUUUUUUUUUUAAAAAAAAAAGACACCUUUUGAGCUCCCAGUUCUUUAUGAGUCAAUUUUGGAGCAAGAAUCAAGCCCGAUUCCAUUCACUGAUGCCACAUAUUAAAGGGUGGGAUUCCAUGGUGAAAGAUUUGGGAAACUAGAUAGGAAGGAAUAUGUAUACUGAGAGGCCCGUGAUGUGUAACAGCUAGGUGAUGUAAUGGAGAAACUCAAUCAUAUUUAUGAGUCUAAGAUGGAUGGCAAUCACACACUGCAUAUUAUCCCAGAUUCUAGGCAAGUGAAGGCAGAUGAGCUGCAGCCUGGAAUCUGCUACCUGCAGAUGACCGCUGUCAAUCCAGUCAUGGAAGAUGAAGAUUUAGGAAGCAAAUGAGAAAGAAUCUUUUCUCUUUCCACAGGAACUGUCCGUGCACGUGCACACAUAUUUGACCACUUCUUGUUUAACACUCCAAUUACAAAAAAUGGUAAAACCCAAGGCAGAUUGGAAGAUCAGUGGAAGAGGAGGUCUGGUCUGUUCUUCAGACUGAAGGGUCAUUCCCUGCUCUGGUGAACAGGCUUUUGGUAAUAAAAUCUGAAUCUCUUGAGUUCUCACCUGUCGAGAAUGCAAUUGGAAUGAUUGAAACUCGCACAGCUGCCUUACAAAAUGAGCUCGAGGAGCCCCGCAGCUCUGAAGGUGAUCAACUUCCACAUCUCCAAAGUUUGCAGAGAAUUCUCCAAGGCAGUGUUGCAGUUCAAGUAAACAGUGGAGUUUUGAGUGUCUGCACGGCAUUCCUGUCAGGUGAACCUGCUGCAAGGUUGUCUUUGCAAGAACUGCAGCAACUCAUCGCUGCACUACUUGAAUUUAUGGCCGUUUGCAAGCGUGCUAUUCGGGUACACUUUAGAUUGAUUGGAGAGGAAGGCCAAGAUUUCCACACGCAGCUUUUGAAUGGAUUUCAGUCCCUCACUGCAGUGUUAUCUCAUUACAUCCCCGCCAUUCUUGCUGAACUCUGAUGUUGUUGCUGUAACAUGAUCUGUUUCAUUGCUUGCAAGGCAUCCUGUUCAUAUGUCAGUAGUGAUAUUUUGUGCAAACUGUUCAUGGCUCGAACAUAUAAACAAUGUGUUCAGUUAACCAAAACACUCUCUUUUGUACUUGGUCUACUUGCUAAUUCAAAAGGUGCCUAGCACAUGUUGUGUGGUCCCGCACCAUGUGAUGGGAGGACCAUCACAUUAAUUAGCAAAGCUGUCUCUUUAAAUUAAAUGAGCUGCCACUGUAGAUGGCAUCAGCAAAAUUUGAGAAGAAACAGAAGAGAAAAACGUGAGAAAGAAAGAAGAGGAGGUAGCAGAACAGUCUGUCUUCUUUCUUCGAUUUCCAGUUCGUUCACCGUUGGAUCGGGCUGAGAUUUGACAGCAGCUUCUAGACACGUUCCUCUUCAUUCUGAACGGUUGGAUUGAAGAUUGGUGGUGUGGAAGCUGGUCGUUUUGACAGAAAACAGGGCUGUCAGUGUUGUGAGUUUUUCUCUAAUAUUACUCUCUUUAAUCUUGUUGUAAUCCGAGAAUAAGUUGUUCUUGAUGAUAUAUAUGUUGUAGCCCUUAGUUGAAUAUGAGGAAGAACAGUUAUGAACCCAUUAUUUGUGAUAGUGGAAGUUUUUAGGUGGACUCCGGUCCCGUGGUUUUUCUAGCAUCGGGUUUUCCGUGUAAAAAUCUUGGUAUUGAUUUGUGUGAUUAUUUGCAUUAUAUUUGAUCAUUGUUUGGUUCUGUUUUUUACUGCACAAA